This is a messenger RNA of Momordica charantia (bitter melon), 2380 nucleotides long. Its product is annotated as serine hydroxymethyltransferase 7. The record is from RefSeq and is a predicted model, not a curated record. Gene Ontology annotation, cellular component: cytoplasm; mitochondrion. Gene Ontology annotation, biological process: tetrahydrofolate interconversion. Gene Ontology annotation, molecular function: pyridoxal phosphate binding; glycine hydroxymethyltransferase activity. Lineage: Eukaryota; Viridiplantae; Streptophyta; Magnoliopsida; Cucurbitales; Cucurbitaceae.
CGCUACCGGCUAUUCCGGUCAUCUCCCCUUCCCUCCCAUCUUUGCUUCCAGAUUCAUCGCCUCCUUAACUGCUGUUCUACACUCUCCGAUUAAACUGCAUUUCCUUAUUUUUCUAUAAAAUAAAUAUAAUUCCUUCUCCUUUUCUUCCACACCCUUCUUUCCGUACCUUCCAUGGAAGUUUCUUCUUCUUCUACAACCCCUCGCCGCUCCUCCCUGCGAUACUGCCACUGUAAUUUCUUCAGGCGUUGUUGUCGCUGUUUCUGCUGCUUCUACUCCUAUCCCUAGGCGCCCCCUCAAUUCCUCUUCUGCUAAUUUUGGGAAUAUGGAUCUUUCUUUACGGUUUAGUUCUCACGCCACGUCUUCGGUAUCUAGAAGUUCGAUUGGCGACAAUUCCAGCUAUUUGUGUUCGACGGCUUCGAACUCCUCGUAUCCGCUGCAAUUCCAUGAGCAAAAGGAUGAGAAAUUCUGUUUUGUAAACGGGGAUGCUGAUGGUCAUAGCGAGGAUGAGAAGUUCAGUCUUCUGGGGCAGCCCUUGCGUGUGAAGAGGCAGAGAGACGGUAAAUCAUUUCUCAACCAGGCAUCUGCGAAACGGGUUGCGGUUUCGGAUGAAUCGAGCCUUGAGGCGAGGCGAGCGUCUGUUAGGGCAUGGGGGAAUCAGUCGCUUCGGGUCGCUGACCCGGAAAUUCAUGAAAUCAUGGCCAAGGAGAGGCAGAGACAAUACAAGGGGAUUGAAUUAAUUGCUUCGGAAAAUUUUGUGUGCAGGGCAGUGAUGGAAGCCCUAGGUAGCCAUUUGACGAAUAAGUACUCCGAGGGAAUGCCUGGCGCUAGAUACUAUACGGGUAAUCAGAACAUAGAUGAGAUUGAAUUACUUUGUUGUGAGAGAGCGCUGGCCGCUUUUGAUCUUGAUUCUGAAAAGUGGGGAGUGAAUGUGCAACCCUACUCUUGUACAUCUGCAAACUUUGCCGUGUACACAGGGCUUUUGCUACCAAAGGAUCGGGUUAUGGGUUUGGAUUCAGCGUCUGGAGGACAUCUGAGUCAUGGGUAUUAUACUCCGGGUGGGAAGAAGAUUUCAGCUUCUUCUAUAUUCUUUGAGAGUCUACCUUAUAAAGUGAACCCCCAAACUGGGUAUGUCGACUAUGAUAAGCUUGAGGAGAAGGCACUCGAUUAUCGUCCGAAAAUACUCAUAUGUGGAGGAAGCUCAUAUCCGCGCGAGUGGGACUAUGCUAGGCUUAGGCAGAUCGCAGACAAAUGUGGAGCAGUUUUGAUGUGUGAUAUGGCCCAUAUAAGUGGUCUUGUGGCGGCCAAGGAAUGCGCUAGUCCGUUUGAAUAUUGUGAUAUAGUUACUUCAACUACACACAAAAGUCUCCGAGGGCCCAGAGGAGGUAUUAUAUUUUUCAGGAGGGGUUUAAAAUCGAGGAAGCAAGGCGUGCUUCUAACUCAUGGAGAUGACACUGAUACUUAUGACUUUGAGGAGAGGAUAAACUUUUCCGUUUUCCCGUCGUUACAAGGGGGUCCCCAUAAUAAUCAUAUUGCCGCACUGGCCAUAGCGUUAAAGCAAGUGGCUUCUUCCGAGUACGGAGUAUAUAUUCGACAGGUGAAGAAAAAUGCACAGGCUUUAGCAUCAGCUUUAUUGAGAAGAAAAUGCAGAUUGGUAACUGAUGGUACCGACAAUCAUUUGGUUCUGUGGGAUCUUACUCCUUUGGGACUAACAGCCAAGAAUUAUGAGAAGAUCUGUGAGCUCUGUCAUAUUACAGUCAACAAGUGUGCCAUCUAUGGCGACAAUGGAGCCAUUUCUCCUGGAGGAGUGAGAAUAGGCACUCCUGCAAUGACAACCAGAGGUUGUUUAGAGGCUGAUUUUGAGACGAUGGCUGAGAUUCUUCUUAAAGCAGCUCAGAUCACAAAAAUAGUAAUUCAUAGAGAACAUGGAAGACUGCAUAAAGAUAUUAUGAACAAUCUACAAAACAACAAAGAUAUUGUGGAGCUCCGCAACCGGGUCGAGGCCUUUGCUUCUUCGUUUGCAAUGCCAGGAUUUGAUAUAUGAGUGUUUGAGCCUGCUUGCACAACCGCUUCACUUGGUAACGCCAAACCCGAAUUCAUGCCCCCUGUUUCUACUUUAGUUUCAUUGUCCAUCCCCUGUAAAUUAUAGGAAACUACUUAUACUGCACAAAAGUUGAGCUUUGACACGUAUCAUUCAUAUACUUAUAACAGUUGAUCUCAGGUUACAAUAGGGAUUUUUUACGUCACAUAUCUCCUCCUUUUACAUUGUGGCUGUGUCAUGGUUGAUUACUCUUCUUUAUUCUCAAAAAGAAAAAAGAAUGGAGAAUAUUUCAACCUGACAUGAGAUGAUAAUACACUUACAUUGGUUCGUUUCUUGCUUGUA